Molecule: messenger RNA, 696 nt
Organism: Daphnia pulicaria
Lineage: Eukaryota; Metazoa; Arthropoda; Branchiopoda; Diplostraca; Daphniidae
Exons: 2
Coding region: 1-696 (231 amino acids)
Source: RefSeq, a predicted model, not a curated record
AUGGCUGACCGCUUCAUAGUAUGGCCGAGAGAAGAAAGAUACUUAGAGCUCUCAGAACAUUUUCAAAUUGUAGACAGUCUAGGGGCUAUCGAUGCCACAGAAUUUGAAAUACGACAACCACUAAACCAGUUGCCAUCUUAUACUAGCAGAAAAUGCAAAACAACUAUUAAGCUUCAAAUAGUAUCUACUCAUGAUUUGGAAAUAAUUGACGCUGCGGUUGGAUUUCCGGGAAGUAUAGGCGAUGCAAGAGUUUUGCGUCUCAGUCCCCUCUCUAGAGCAUUAGGUGCUAAACUUGUACGAUCCAACUAUCAUAUUCUCGGAGAUACAGCUUAUCCACUUCGGCAACAUCUGCUCGUUCCUUUUCGCAAUAACCACGAACUAGAAGAUCAUGAAAUGGCCUUCAAUCGAGCUCUUAAGAGGGACCGACAGGUUGUGGAAAGAGCAUUUGGCCUAUUAAAAAUGAAGUGGCGAAGAGUAAAGUUCCUGGAUUACUUCCGAAUGCGGUAUGCACACCGUACGUUAUUGGUUUGUUGUUGUUUCCAUAAUUUCGGUUUGCGCCAUGACAACUGGCUUGACGAUGCCCCAGACGUUGAAUUGGAUGACGAAGAGGAUCCGGAUUACGAGUUUGACGAAGAGAGAGAGACCGAAGAGGGUCAACAAAAAAGACAGUUUAUUGCAGAACAAUUCAUCGUUUAA